UUAUGGGCAUUUUGGUCUGAUGAAGGUCAGUUUAAUCAAGGUGCUUUACUAGCAGUGAAUCUCGGUGAUGAUACAGAUACAACGGCAGCCAUUUAUGGUCAAUUAGCUGGUGCCCACUACGGAUUAUGUCGAUUACCACAGGAUUGGGCAAGUAAGAUUUAUGCUGCCCAGUUCAUAGUAUCAAUUGCCGAAUGGUUGGAUUAUGAAGGCUAUCAAUGGUCAAAAACUGAACCAGCUGCAGAUCUGCCACUAUCGAGAAAUAAAUUAAUACCAUCAGAAAAUACUAAUAGUAGUAGAAAUGCUAAUAGUUAUACCACAAUGAAUCAAAGCACACAUCCGACUGUUCGAAAAAUUACUAAAUAUUAUCUUGACCAUAGCUUUAACAUUAAGCGAUCAACUAGUCGUCAUCAGGUGUUACAACUACCAAGUCGGUCAAGGUUGCGAACAAACGUUAGCGAUGAACCAGGCAAGAACGUGAGUUGUGGUUUGUUUCUCGUGUAA
Messenger RNA from Didymodactylos carnosus, 501 nucleotides. NCBI's taxonomy places the organism in Eukaryota, Metazoa, Rotifera, Eurotatoria, Philodinida, Philodinidae. The record is from the annotation of a GenBank genome assembly.